Molecule: messenger RNA, 771 nt
Organism: Aspergillus chevalieri
Lineage: Eukaryota; Fungi; Ascomycota; Eurotiomycetes; Eurotiales; Aspergillaceae
Exons: 3
Coding region: 1-771 (256 amino acids)
Biological process (GO): peptide modification; carbohydrate metabolic process
Cellular component (GO): plasma membrane
Source: RefSeq, a predicted model, not a curated record
AUGGCAACUGAACGUCCUCAGUACUACCAAAAUACGCUCAAACCAAUCGAGCUCAGCCAAGAGUCAUUACAACAGACUCUGCAGGAAUUACGUGAUGCGGCCAGGCGUGGAGCUGACAUGGUGAAAGAGGGCAGCCCUCCUGCUGGCGAAUGGGGAAUCGGGGGCUUGUUCUUAGGAAAUCCAGGAAUCACACUGGCCUUCCUCCGACUCGCCCAUCAAGCUGCGUCUUUAAAGAAGGACAAUGAGUCCAGUCCGCCUGAUUUCCGAAAAGAUGCCAAUGAGAGGAUCUAUACUGGCCCAGAUUUGCCUCUUUUGCCCAGUAGACUGUCUCCUUUAGGAUCACUUUCCCCGAUACCAGCAGCCGUUCUCCGUAUACUAGCCGCGGCCACAUCGAACCGUGCCGUUUCCAAAGAUGACAUCCAAUGCUUUUAUCAGGCGGUCGAACUAGCCAUGAAAAAUGGUCAUAUCGUCCCUCAUGCUGGCGAUAAUCUAGGAGGCGAUGAGAUCUUAUAUGGACGUGCAGGGCUGUUGUGGUCGAUUCUGAAUAUCCGCGCCCAUAAGUAUGAUGAAGACACUGAGAAAGCUCUGAAGCCUCUCUACGAGUCCAUUCCAAAACUGGUCGAUGUGAUCAUCGAGGCAGGGAGACAAGGAGCACGUGACUGUGCUAAGCUAUACGGCGACAAAGACACUCUUCCAUUGAUGUAUAUGUGGAUGGAAAAAUACUACUGUCUUGGAGCCGUCCAUGGAGCGGGUUUGUACACAUAUUAUUGA